This is a messenger RNA of Xyrauchen texanus (razorback sucker), 3587 nucleotides long. RefSeq lists its product as uncharacterized. Lineage: Eukaryota; Metazoa; Chordata; Actinopteri; Cypriniformes; Catostomidae. The transcript has 4 exons. The record is from RefSeq and is a predicted model, not a curated record. Bases 2876 to 3529 code for a protein of 217 amino acids.
CCCUACACCACUGCGAACAAAUCAACCUUUCGCGACUGCACAAACACCAGGAGACAACAGGCCUGUCUUUUAUAAUGGAUGUUUAUGGAGGAGAUUCUUUGGUGUACUGAAUAAACUGCUUUUGUGAGGAAACAGAUAAUCCCUCAUUAAUCGACCGCCUGUCUAAUCUUCAACAUGUUUUACACUAAACAAUCUUUUUGGAAUAAACAAUGUGUGAGUUUACUAUGAUAAAAUUGCUGUUUUAAUAAGAGAAGUCACGGAUGAUUAUCCGCAAACGAUGACUUACUGUCGUAACAUGCUAGUUGACCGUUACGUGUCGGAAAACCGGAAAAUGCUAGGAUGAAAAUAAGGUGCUUUUCAAACUGUCCAGUUAUUUAGUCCAGUUUCCUAAAUAUUUCCAUUCAUUCAAAAACUAUAACAUUUCAAAAGGCAACAAGUCAGCUGCAUACAUUUUCAGAUGCAACACAAUGGCACUGACGUGGUAUAUAAACAAUUAAAUUAAUAUAAAAUUGUAUAUAUGAAGAAUUUCAGUCAGGAUUUAGGAACCAUCAUAGGACAGAGAUUGAACUUAUAAGAGUUACAAAUGACUUGGCUCAUAUCAUCUGAUAUUAUAUCAUCUUUUAGAUCUCAGACAGGGAUCCUUUUCUUGUCAAUCUCACGAGAUUCAUGUUCAGAAGGGAUCCUUCUUGUCAAUCUCGUGAGAGUCGUGUUUAGAAGGGAUCCUUCUCAGGAUUUAGGCACCAUCAUAGGACAGAGACAAUACUUAAAAGAGUUACAAAUGACUUGGCUCAUAUCAUCUGAUCGCGGCUGCAUUUCACUUCUAGUGCUUAGAUCUUAGUGCUGCAUUCCACAAAAUAGAUCACAACAUUCUCUUGAAUAGUCUGGAUAAUUAUGUUGGCAUUAUUGGACUUGCAUUAGCAUGGUUUAGGUCCUGUGUAUCAGACUGCUACCACUUUGACUGUGUAAAUGAGGAAUUGUCAAAUCCUCAAAAAGUUAAGUAUGGAGUGCCACAGGGUUCAGUUUUAGAGCCUUUAAUUUUCUCCUUAUACAUGCUUCCCCUGAGAGAUAUUAUCAGGAACCGUGGAAUUUGUUUUCACUGUUAUGCCGACAAUACCCAAUUUAAUAUUUUAUCGAAACCGAUAAAAUUUCACAAUUCUCCAAAUUGAGUGUAUCAAUGAAAUAACUAAUGUAAUGGAUAGAAAUCUCCCUCAACUAAAUUCAGACAAAACAUAGGUACUAAUUACCUGACCAAAAACCUCUUAAAAUAAGCUGCUAAAAUAUAAUUUGACUCUUGAUGGAUUUACGGUUAUGUCGUCUUCCACAUGCUCUCUGUUGCUGAUGCUGAAAAGCUAAUAAAUUAAUGUGACCUCAAGACUUUUAUUGUAACGCACUACUGGGAGGAUAUCCAGCAAGUUCAGUAAAUAAACUUCAAUUGGUUCAAAAUGCAGCAGCCAGAGUGCUGACUAGAACCAAGAAAUAUGAUCUUAUUAGCCCCAUUUUAUCAUCAUUACAUUGGAUACCUGUUAAAUUUCUUAUUCAUUUAAAAAUUCUGUUAACUACAAAGCUUUGAAUGGUCUAGCUCAGCAGUACUUAAGUGACCUUCUGGCCUAUUCCAUCAUGUUCAUUACAAUUGCAAAAUUCUGGCCUGUUAAUACCUAGAAGAAAAAAAAAUUCACAAAAGGAGGUAGAUCCUUUUCAUAUUAGUCUUCUGGAGCUGGUUUGGGACACAGGCUGUGAAUUAAUUAAGUGAUUAGCUGUUUCAUUACAAAAGCAGUUUAUUCAGCGUACUGAAGCAUCUCCUCCAUUGACAUCCAUAAAAUAAGAACAGAUCAUGUCUCCUCACUUAUGUCCCGGCGCGUUACGCUAACCUUGAAGGUUCCACAUGGAGAAGGGCUCUGGGACAGCCGUUUCUGCCUAGCGGUCAAGGGCGGUGCUAUGAAUAACGGCAUAAUUUUAUUUUGAUAUAAAGGCAGUUGCCAGAGUUUAUUUAGCAGAGAUGUACCACUUUUAUUAAAAUAAAUGGGAGAAAGUGGAACUCCCAAACAAGAAGCUCAAACGCCCAACGGUCGAAAGAUGAAGAAGGGAAGUCCCGCCUUACAGGUAAAAGAGCCAAUCACCUUUUAGAUACAGACAUCGCCUGUCAAUCAACUCGCUAACGCGCAUUAGCCAUACAAGUCGGGAAAAUUGCGUGUUUUUAACAUAAUGAGGCAAAGAAGUACAAUUUAUUAUUCCAAUAUGAUCCGAUUGUAUUGCUAAUUUGAAAUACGUUCUUCGAUCGUAAUCUUGACCAACUGUUUUUUGAGAUUUUGGGGUUCCCCCAUUCAAGUAGACAGGAACUGCACUUGCAUAGUCUCCCAGGAGCGGUUCGAAGAUGGCAGACAGUGGACUGACUUGUUGUAGAGACUUGGCAGUUGCACAAUAGUGACGCCUCCAAUACAUUUUGAUUGUGUUACACACGCCCAGGUUUAUUUUCAUCUGCAUUUGGCGGGAGCCAAUUUCAAAUAUUGUUUAAAAAAUGUGAAGAAAUGUCAGGGGUGGCAUUGCCUCAAAUUGGGCCUGGUUAUUGUGCUUUUCUUUUACAUUAUAUAGAGAUUGCUAAUGUGAUGUCAUCGUGACGUAUUACCAGUGGUGAACGCAAAGCAUUUUGGGAAUCCGCGGCACAAACAGAAGGCGCCAGACUUGAUUGCAUGGAGGGAAGAACGCAGUGUUCAAGCUUGGAAAAAUAAUAGUACAAGCCAUGUUUCAGAGGUGACAAAAAGGCUGACGAAUGGCAUGGAUAGCAGCAGUAAGGAGGCCCAAGAUUACCUUUGAUAACACUCCACCACACAUGAUGGUGUGUUCAAAGCAUUUUCACAAAGGCUAACCUGCCUAUGAAAUGUUGGAGUGUAAUCCUGACUGGGCCCCUUCUCUGUACCUCGGCCAUACUGAGGUCAAAGCUACGAACACAGAGCGGUUCAAGUGGUUUAGGAGAACAGCGACGAGUUCACAACAACAGCAACCCCCAUCGCUAGGCACUGACAACACUGGUCCUGAGGCUGAGUUGGAAGCUCACAUGAAUCAACCUCUAUCGCCAGGCACUGACCACACUGGUCCUGAGGCUGAGUUGGAAGCUCUCAUGAAUCAACCUCCAUCGCCAGGCACUGACCACACUGGUCCUGAAGCUGAGUUGGAUAAUGCAGCACCUUUAUACCCUGACAACACUACACCUGCAACCAGUAAAAAGCAGAACACCGAGAACUGUGGCUUUCUUCAGAAGCUCUCGCCUGGAGACCUAGUGUUAGCGGACUGUGGAUUUUAUAUUAAAGAAAGUGUUGCCCUUGUGGGUGCUACACUGAAAAUACCUGCCUUCACCAGGGGCCAUCACCAAUUUAAUGCAAAAAAUGUGGAACAGACCAGGAAGUUAGCUCAUGUCAGGAUACACAUGGAGCGAGUGAUAGGGUGUAUGCGCUCUAAGUUUAACAUAUUAAAUGACACAAUACGCCUGGGAUUUGUGGUGCCUUGUGAGGGGGAGGAUAAAACUGCUGGAUAAAAUUGUGGUUGUGUGCUGUGCUUUGACCAAUAUGUGUCCAAGUAUUGUUGUGAAGCCG